AUGAGCAUCGAAAAGUGGAAGUGGAGGAGCUCCUCGAGCCUCGUCAUCACCCCGUCGGCGAGCUAUCAGCAGCAUGAGCCGGACAAGAUGCCCUCGACCAAGUCGGCCGAGAGCAAGGCCCCGCGCGGCUUCACGAGAGCCCUUCGCUCCCUGAGCGGCUCCUCGGCCGACUCGGUCGCCGGCGGCUCCCUUCGAAGCUGCUCGACCCGCAAGCUGCGCAAGUCGCCCUCCUUCUCCGGCUCCGUCAUCGGACGCCUGCACUGUCGCGUCUCCAAGGAUCUCGGCUCUCUCGUCCCCUCGUCCAACGUGCCCGGCUACCUCGGCGACGGGCCCCGACCCUACCGCACCAUGGACCUCGUCCACCACGGCCCUCUCAAGGCCGACGUCUCCCUCCUCAAGGCCCGCUCCGAGUACCUCGUCCUGUCGGACCAGUGCCUGGUCAAGUUUGCGAGCGCCGACGCCGCCAGGGGCGCCUUCCCGCAGCUGAGCCAGCCGAACGGCGCGUGCCGAGAGCACCACCGGUACCGAGUUUCCACCGCCGACGUGCGCCUCGAGAUUCCCCUGCGGUCCAUCGUCGCCGCCUUUGACGAGGAUUCGGCCGGCCACGGAUCCGCCAUCGACAUCACCUGGUUCUCGCGCUGGCCGCGACUCGCCCACUGCAAAGCCCUCCUCUGCUUCUCCCUGCCCGAGGAGCGCGACGACUGGCUGCUCGCCAUCCACCGCGCCUCGAGGGCGAGGCACAGGAAGAGCCCCGCCGAACCGCUCAUGUCGGAGAACCUCAGGACGCGCAUCAAUCACAUCGUUCGAUCGGCCGAGGGCAUCGACGCAUCCCAGAGCCUCAUAUUUCCCGUCGCGAGGCGUGUGUCCGCACAGGCCCAGAAGGCCUCGGCCGUCGACGCGCCGCACCUCAGCACGGACCAGACCUCAUUUUACAUGGCCAUCGGACCCUGCAUGUGCCACUUCAUCGAGGUCCUCAAGGCCGAGCACUCGACCCUCCCGGGAGACCUACGGGUCAAGGCCAUGUCCUACGGGACCAUCACGCUGGCCAAGUUCAAGGCGUCGGUGGCCUCGCACGAGCACCGGUUUGUCAUGUGCUUCCGUCCACCCUUUGGUCGCGAGACUCGUCUGGACCUGGCGAGCAUUCAGUAUCGGCGCAUCAUCGAGGCCCUCAUCAAGGUGGACCGCAAUCUGAAGCCCCUGUGGCCGCAGUCCCUUCAGCGCGUCAUCUUCGACGUCAAGGGGCUCCCGCCACCCCUGCAGCUGACCAAGGGCAACGACCUCGGCGGCCUCGAGAGCAGCCUGCAGGCCUACUGCUCGGCUUUCCGCGUUCCUCUCCCCGAAUGGAAGAUCGAAUGGAGCACGCCGCCGUACCCGGCAUUUCGCCUGCUUCCCCCCCAAGGGUCCUCGUACUCGGCCCUGCAGCUCGUCGCCGUCUUCAGGGCGUUGCGAUACAACAGCUUCUUCAAAGCCGUCUCCUUCAAGGACGUCGACAUGUCGGCCCUCGUCGGCAAAAACGACCACUCCCCCUACGGAGAUGGCGUCGCUUUCCGGUCGCUCAGCACCAUGACGAUUUCGGAAGACUAUUACGCCAUUCUUCUCCAGGCGCCCAUCCUCGAGCAGGAGAUUCACGCGUUGGUGUUCGCAUCCGAGUCCAUACGGAGCGUCGACGUGACCAACGUCUUUGGGCUGCAGGGAGGCAAUCGCAAGCUGAGCCGGGCUCAGUGCGACCUUGAUAGCCUUCGCGCCAUGAGCUCGGAGAUGCUGCGCCCCAUCCUGAUGCUAUGGAGCCUGCAGAUGUGUGUCUGCCAGGCCAUUUCCAUGUCGGGCAAUCCGCUCGCACUCGGCGACGUGGACGAACUCGCCAACCUUUUGACGGUGGACCAUGUCCACCUCAAGAAGCUCCACCUCGCCAAAUGUGCCCUGGGCGACGCGAGCCUCUCGAAGCUGUGGACAGGGCUGGCAGGCCAGGGGCGUUCGCUGGAAUCCCUCGACACGUCCGACAACCAGGGCAUCGUGAGGUUUGACAUCAUGCAAGGCACGCUGAAGAAGCUCGCGCGGCUCACGUCGCUCAACGUGGCCGGAAACACGCGCAUCACCACCGACGAGUCUCUCCUCGAUAGGAAGACGCUGGAAGGGUGGCAUCUUCGGGACCUCGACCUGUCGGGAAUCACGCUGAACGACGCCACCGUCGACGACUUGGCGGCGUACCUCGCCAUGGGAAAUUCCCGUGACCUCCAAGUCGUGCGGCUCGACAGCUGCGGCCUCAACGGGAGGCACAUAGCCCGCCUGUUCCGUGCCAUGGGGCAGGCGAGACGUCUGACCAUGCACCUGAACGGCAACGGCGUCGACGAAGGCAUCGACGACCUGUGCGAGGCCAUCUCCUGCAGCUACGGCCCCUGGGGCCUCUUUCUGCAGAUGGUCGAGUUUGCCUCGGAAGCCAACUACGUCAAGCUCUGGCGGGCCUUGACGGCCAACAUGGCCAUCCAGUGCCUCAGCCUGGCCGGGACCUCGACGCCCGACGCGGCGAGCAGCACCGCUUGCCAGGCGGUUUCCGGCUUCUUCGAGAAGAACGACACGGUGCGCUUCCUCGACAUCUCCGGCUACGAUUCCAAGCUCGACGAGGGUCGACUCGGUCGAGAGUUUUCCAACGCCCUCGGCGGCAUUCGUCACAACACGCGCAUCGAGCAUCUGCGGGUGCGAAGCCAGAUGCUCAACAUCAACGUCGGAGACCUCGCCGAGGCCAUCUCGGGAAACACGACGCUGCACACUCUCGACUGCGAAGCAAACGACUUCAACCUGUCCAACUUUCGGCACAUCAUCAAGCACCUCGAGACGAACACGACGAUUCGAUCCUUUUCCGCCUUUUCCGACGCCGAGCUGUCCGACACGAUCCGCAAGUCCGUGCGGAGCACCGGUCGAGCUUCGCCGACGCGACGAUCCUCCGUCAUCUCGAGGUUUCGCACCGACAGGACGCAGAACGCUCCCGCCCCGUCGCUCGUUCACAAGCUCAAGGGCGAGUGGGACGCGGCCGCGGCGGAUUUGGAGCUCGUGCUGGAGAGGAACCAGCAGCUGUUCGUCCAGCUCGAGGAGGAGACGUCCAAGGACGAGUCGUUGGUCCGAAUGAGGCGCAGGGACAGCGACGUCGAGACCGUCUUCUCCACGGCUUUCGGAGGCCUCGCCCAUCGAGACUUGGAGCGUCGCACGGGAAAGGGCCCACACGAGUCUGCGUGUGCGCGCAAGCGAACCGACUCCAUCUCGACGCACCCGUCGGCACCCGACGGCCACGGUCGAGUGACGAGGUCCUCGUCCACGGUGUCGAGCGAUACGGCCACCAGCCCCUCGACCGACGGCUUCGGGGGCGCAUAUUCCACCGACUGA
Drechmeria coniospora is the source of this 3378-nucleotide messenger RNA. Its product is annotated as leucine rich repeat protein. The coding region runs from base 1 to 3378 and encodes 1125 amino acids. Gene Ontology annotation, biological process: cell migration; regulation of Arp2/3 complex-mediated actin nucleation. The transcript has 5 exons. The record is from RefSeq and is a predicted model, not a curated record. Lineage: Eukaryota; Fungi; Ascomycota; Sordariomycetes; Hypocreales; Ophiocordycipitaceae. Gene Ontology annotation, cellular component: lamellipodium; plasma membrane.